Messenger RNA from Botrytis porri, 1854 nucleotides. RefSeq lists its product as uncharacterized. The coding region runs from base 155 to 1531 and encodes 458 amino acids. Gene Ontology annotation, molecular function: DNA helicase activity; ATP hydrolysis activity; ATP binding. NCBI's taxonomy places the organism in Eukaryota, Fungi, Ascomycota, Leotiomycetes, Helotiales, Sclerotiniaceae. Gene Ontology annotation, biological process: regulation of transcription by RNA polymerase II; box C/D snoRNP assembly; chromatin remodeling. The record is from RefSeq and is a predicted model, not a curated record. The transcript has 3 exons. Gene Ontology annotation, cellular component: Swr1 complex; NuA4 histone acetyltransferase complex; Ino80 complex.
UCUUCAAGAAUAAGUGAUUUUGUGCCAAUCACCAUCGAUUUUAUUCCACCUUGUAAUAUUUGAAAAUAAGAUUAAUAUUUAUAUUCGAUCAAGUAUUUUACGUAUUUGAUACCAAUAAUUACCACCAAUAUCUGACUGCAUCUAUAUCGCGAAUAUGGUAAACCUCAGCGAUGUUAAGGGAAACUCCCGCGACAAUCGAACUUCUACACAUACACAUAUCAAAGGUCUUGGACUUCGAAAUGAUGGGUCUGCUGAGAAACAGGCCGGUGGAUUUGUUGGCCAAACUUCAGCUCGAGAGGCUUGUGGUGUGGUCGUCGACUUAAUUCGUUCCAAAAAAAUGGCUGGCCGAGCUAUUUUACUUGCAGGAGGACCUGGAACAGGAAAGACAGCUCUCGCCCUAGCUAUCAGUCAAGAACUUGGAACAAAAGUACCAUUCUGCCCCAUCGUCGCAAGCGAAGUAUACUCGACGGAAGUCAAGAAAACAGAGGCGCUCAUGGAAAACUUCCGACGAGCCAUUGGUCUGAAAGUUCGCGAAACGAAGGAGGUUUACGAGGGCGAAGUUACAGAAUUAACACCAGAGGAAGCUGAGAAUCCAUUGGGAAGCUAUGGAAAGACUAUCAGCACAUUGUUGAUUGGAUUGAAGAGCGCCAAGGGCCAAAAGAAGUUAAGAUUAGAUCCAAGCAUUUACGAAGCAAUACAGAAAGAGAAGGUUACAGUUGGAGAUGUCAUUUAUAUCGAAGCGAAUACUGGAGCCUGUAAACGUGUUGGCAGAUCGGAUGCGUAUGCGACGGAAUUCGACCUGGAGGCGGAGGAGUAUGUGCCAAUACCAAAGGGAGAAGUUAACAAGAAGAAGGAGAUUGUACAGGAUGUUACUUUACAUGAUCUUGAUAUCGCAAACUCCAGACCUCAAGGUGGACAAGACAUAAUGAGUAUGAUGGGCCAGUUGAUGAAACCAAAAAUGACAGAAAUUACGGAGAAAUUAAGAGCGGAGAUUAAUAAAGUGGUCAACAAAUACAUUGAUCAAGGAGUGGCAGAACUUGUUCCAGGCGUGCUUUUUAUUGAUGAGGUUCACAUGCUCGAUCUCGAAUGCUUCACAUAUCUGAAUCGUGCUCUCGAAUCAACGAUUUCUCCAAUCGUAAUUCUCGCUUCCAACCGUGGCAUGUGUACCAUUCGUGGUAGUGAAGAUUUGAUCUCGGCACAUGGAAUUCCUUCUGAUCUUUUGGCUCGUCUUUUAAUCAUUCCUACAAAUGCUUACGAGGCGGAUGAAAUCAGGAGAAUUCUUCGUAUUCGAGUUACAGUUGAAGGCUUAGCCAUAACUGAAGCUGCAUUAGACAAACUCACAGAACAUGGUUCAAGAAUUAGUUUGAGAUAUGCAUUGCAGCUUCUAACACCAUCUAGUAUUUUAGCGCGAGUAAGCGGACGCAAUCAAAUUGAUGUCCAGGAUGUAGGGGAGUGCGAAGAUUUAUUCAUUGAUGCACGGAGGAGUGCAGCUAUUAUGAACGGUGAAGCUGGUAAUGGGUUCAUUUCAUAAACAACAUCCGCUGCGCCUGAUGCAGUUCAUCGACUGGUGUGAGCAGUUGAUUGGCGUGGUCACAUCAUUAGUGCAUUUGCGGGAGUAGUUCACUGGUGUAACUAUCAGUGUAACCUGAGAACAGGGGUUUAUCUAGAGCUCGUCGCUUGCUUUUGGCGUCUAAAGGGGGUGUCCAAGGUUUCAUGGUUCUGUUUGCGGAUAUUAUGUAGUAUCUCCAAAAAAAAAUCUAAUUGGGAUUACAUUCCUCACACCUCUCCAAAAUUGGGUAAAAAAAAGCAUUCCAAUUAGAUCUUCUUUAGUAAGCAUGAAAUUAUUCUACCCGU